CGUGACGCAUCCAUGUCAAGCAUAACAAGACCUUACCUGAAAAAUUCUUCAUGAAAUACUUAUGAUUAAUAUCGCUGUCUGAGCUCACAACCAACGUAGAGAGAUGUGAAGACGUGUUGAGGAGUUCUUAUUUAUGAAAUGGCGGAUGUGUUAUCGACUAGCCUGGAUCCCCUGACUACGGGGAGCCCGACCAUUACCACUCCUUCACCACCACCACCACCAACAACCACCACUACAACCACCACUACCACCACUGCUCCUGACAACACCACCACCACACAACCACCAUUCGAGAAGGAUGGCUUCUGCAAGUUGAUCUUGUACAUGGAGAUAGGAGACUCCAGAGUUCGUGUGUGGGACUUAUUGCUGCUCCUGCCAACACUUUUAUUUCUCAUUGGUCUCCUUCUCAAGAUAAACAGUGCGAGGCCAGUUGCGUGCCGUGCACAGCCCUAUAUAUGCAACAUUUUAUGGCCUGAUUUGGCUCAACACAUUGAUAUCUGUGGCAAGAUGUGUUGUGUCAAUGACCGUGUCCAGCUACUCCCUCAGGAGACGUUGCCAACAAGUUACUGUACGUUAUUGUACGUUUCUUCCUGCUGGCCACUGAGAUGUCACUUGGACAACAAGACCAGUAUCAGGCGGGUGCUUGUUGUAACCUCCAUGAUCGCCCUGCCAUACUCUGUGGUACAAGGAGCUCUGGAGGUGCUCACUCCUGACCAUGACUUUGAUGUCCCCAGCAAGGACUAUGAGCUGUUUGGUCAUGGUGGCUCACUUUUCUGGCUCAUCUCCUCCAUUUUCUUCACACUGAUCUACUCAUUCAUCUUGGUGUUAAGACUUGAUUGGUUGAGGAAGCUCUCUUUCUCCUCUGGAUGCCGAUACAUGAUUAAGUCUCUAAAUUCCAAGAGAUGUCUCCCAGUACUCUGUUGUCUCUCACUGCCUCCCAUUCCUGUGUCUCCACCAGUCCAUUUGAAACGUGCAUUCUAUGUGUACCUGGGGUUCUUGGCCGUGCUGAACCUGAUCCAGAGCAUUGGCAGCGGUCUGUAUCAUGUCCGCAUGGCUGCAGGACUCUGCCUCGUCAACGCAACGACCUGGACCUACUUCUCUCUCCUCGCUCCUCUAAUCUACUAUACUUUUAUAUCGGAAUUCUUUGGACAGAAGAGUCGUGAACAGGUAGAGAAUAUUGUUUUCUCUUAUAAAUCAGAAGAUGAUGAUGAUACCAGCUCAUUGCCCCUUCCAGGCACUGAAUUCCCUCAGCAGAAUAUAUAUCAGUCAAACAGUGCUCCUUACAGCAGCUUGUCAGAAGAGGUGGUUGGUGAUGGCCAGACCCCAGUUAACCCUCUUUACACCGCUUCCCUCCAGAGUCCAGACUCCAUCACUGGUUACUCCAUCAACUCCGUCGAUGAUAUUACCAUCAAUGCAUACAACAAACACAGUGAAUUGGUAAUGAUAAGACUAGAUGAGGAAGUUCUGUACAAUAAAAAAGAACAAUAACAAAAGAUGCAGCCAAAUAAAUAAAUAAAUAAAUAAAAAGUAUAUUUCAUCUCUGAGGUUUUGUGACAUGUUGGUAGUUACCUUUGUUUUUUGUUUUUUCUUGGAAUGAUUUUAUACGAUUCAGUAGUAGCAGGAACGCCCCCCACCCAAUAAAACAUCAACAACAUCAUCGCCAUGACUAGAGUUACUUACUGAGGUUUUAUAUAUUUUUUAAUAAUACUUGUGGAUAGUUUGGAUCUAUUUUGAUAUUUAACCGCAGUUGUGUGUAAACAUGUACUACAACUGUACCAUAUAGCUGAAUUUUGUUGCAUGACCCAAACCCCCCCCCCCACCCCCCUCCCCCUCCUCUACACUUGUUAUCGAUUAUUAGUUCUGUAAUAUAUUGUACACUCGAGCAUAUUGUAAUAUAUACACCCCGCCCAACAUACUGUAAUAUAUACACUGCAUCAUAUUGUAAUAUAUACUACAGCAUAAUCCUGAGUAUAGACGAUGAUCCAACUUUGUGAAAAUCGAGAAUAAAGGCUUGAUCAUGUUAGUAUACAGUAUGUGUCUGUGUGUUUAUGUAUGUAUUUGUGUGUAUGUGUGAGUGUGUAUGUGUGUGUGUGUAUGGUGUGUUUGGGUAUGGUGUGUGUAUAUACAGUACAGGUGUUUCCAAGUAUACAGUACAGGAGUACAGUAUAUGUGUUUGUGUGUAUGUUAUGUUUGUGUAUGUGUGUGUAUAUCAGUGAAGCAAUGUACUGUAAUGCUGAGAGGAUGACAUUGAUGAGUCUCGUACAGUUCUUAAAACAUUCCUGAACAUAACAAAAGAGGAAAUACUGUACCUGUGCUUUAUAUCAGAUUCUUUUAAUAGUUUAAUCAUGUAGAAUCUCAAGUAGAAUUAUCUCUCUAGAACCAAACAUUAUUCCCUAUACUAUUUAUUUUUUGUUUCUUUUGCAAUGUAUGAAAGAAGAGAAUUGUUCCAGUCUUUGAAAAUUCACAUGACCUGGAGAUUAGCCCAUACUUAAUUUACCGUCUCUAACCUAACCCAACCCAACCUUAUUUCACCAUUGAUACUUAGUAAGCUAAGCACAGAGAAGUACCAGUAUGCAGAGAUGGAAGUAUAGUUUAAGGAAUGAUUGUUUUGCUUGGACUACCAGUACAUUAGUUCCAGCUUGCUGACAUAGAUCUUCAUUUGGUUUAUGUGGUGUGGCUGAGAACCUUAUUGUGUGUUAUAAAACCAUUGGUAAGAUGGGAGUUGUCAGGGAAUCUCGAAAGAGUCUUGUAAAUAUUUUAUAUACUUUAUAGCUGUAAUGUUGUUGAAUGUAACAGGACUCGUCACCAAAAUAUAUUGUUACCAGCAGCCAGUAGCCCUCACACACAUUGAGUUGACCUGAGCUGAGUGUAAAUAGCCUUCUUAGGACAGGUUUGGUUAGGUUAGGUCAGUUAGGAUUGAGGGGAGAUAUAUAUUUAAUUGAUGGAUGAUGAUUAUUGUUAGUGAUGUAAGGUUUCGUGGGUGGUGAGAGUCCAUAUUAACCCGUCAGAGUGUGUGGUGGUUAUGAGACACUUCAGUGAUGCAGAGUUAUGGCAUGAUGUUCAUUGUAUAUCUUUUAUUGGUGAAAAUAUGUGACUGUCACAAACAUACAACAGCACAACACAAAGCUCACAGUGAUAGUUUUUGUCUCUUCAACUUCUUUUUUGAGGUUUAAUAUCAUAGAAAAGUAUUUGAAAAUAUUGUCAGACUUUAUACAUACCAAAAUUCUUGCUCCUUUUUUUAAGUCUACAAUACUGUACUGUACUUGGUUCAUGCCAUGGAUUAGUUUAUCUUGAAGAAAUUACUGUAGUUGUAGAUAUAUUUUAUGGUUUGUUGUCGCCUAAGAUACAGGAAUUGAUAGCCAGAAAUAUUUCCUACUACAGUAAAGGUAUUUUAGCAGUGUGAUGGUGAUGAUGAUGUGUUAUUUAUGCUACAUUCCAACUAUGUGUAUAGGAGGUAUUUAAGGAGCCUGGUUGUGCGAUACCAAAGAGGGGCAGACUCGUGCAGACUUUACUCUCUAUGUUCUGUACUGUCACAUAGUAUAACGAUGGAAAACUUUUUUUGUAUGUUGAUAACUGAUAAUGAAGGACAAAGACCUAAAUGCCUGCUGUCUUAUUAAUUGAGAAGUUUUUAUACUGUACUUGUAUGAUGGGGUUCUGCACUGCCUGAUAGCUUAUGAACAACACACGGAAUCACUUUAGUUUGACAUUUUAUGUGAUUACACAUGCCUGUAAAUACAUACUGUACAUGCAACCUCCCCAACACACACACACACACACACACACAUGUAUGUGCGUGCAUCAAGACCCCAGUGGAGAGGCAAUUUAUUGGAUACCAGGUGUUGUGGUCCUCAGCGUUAUCAGUGUAGUUGAGUGUACGUACUGUAUGUGGUAUUCACAUGAAACAAUAACUGUCCAGUACUGUUCAAGGGAUAUUAAAGAUACAAUGUAAUAGUUAUUUAAUGUAAUGAAAAAUCCAAUGUAUAUUAUAUUGUAAUAUUAAUUUGUACUCCACAGAACUAAAUGAAUAAAUGACACAUUUACACAUGAGUGAUCAUGGUAUUGCAUGGGUGAGCAGGUGUACAGGCUACCUUAUAGUACAGUAUUAGUGUGUAUGUAGUAUUGAUAGCUGUGAUGACCGAGUAGUCACCACCUGUCGUAAGGGUAAUGGGUUUGUGCGAAGGUCACCCCAAGUCCACCAAGCUGUGAAUGCAUACAGUGUACCUAAAUUUACUGUUUGGAAAAUUAAAGCAGUCGAGUACAGUACUGGCCACACUGACCUUCUAGUGUAUUUUCUUUCUUCAAUUUUAAAGGGAGAUGUAAAACUCAAGUGUAAAUGGUUAUUACUGUACCCUGUAUAACAAUAUCUAGCUACAAUACAGUAUGAAUAUUUGUACCACAGAAGAGAAGAAAUUAAACACGUAUCAUAACAUUAUGUGGCCACAACUUUAUUCACUUUGGUUAAAGUAAAGUAGUUGAGGGUUCAGAGGAUUGGGGGAGGGAGUACUGUAGUAGCCUGGAGGUGCACUGCUCUCCUGGGGCUGGCAACAUUGACUUUUUUAUGUAUAAUUUUCAUUGACUAGUUCCUGACGUUUUUCAGAGAUGUCAGGUGCUACUGUGUAUGUGUGUAUAUGUGUGUGUGUGUGUGUGUGUGCAUGCGUGUGCGUGUGUGUGUGUUUACUUAUGGUAAAUAGUGAAGCGGAUGGAUAUACAGAAGAUAUAAAAGAGUACCUGUAUUUGUGUGGUGUGUGAGGCAGGGAUUAGUUACUAAUGAACCUGUCCACUUGUUUGGUUGUAGGAACUGUUUUAAAACACUAUACUGGACAGGUAUAUAUAAAAAAAUGAUAAUACUUUCCCUGAUAUUUGAAGUAGGGAUAGGUAAUUAUAUUCUUUAGUUCCAUUUAACAUCUCAAAAUGCUAUAAUAUCUUGACACAGAAAUUUAAGAGUGGUUACCCAACACUCUGUAUCAACUGAUGUAGCUUCCUUAAUUUAUCCUUCCCGGUAACAAACAAACCAAGUAGUGUUUACCUCGAGUUACUCCACACCAAAGAAACCCUGCGUACAAUCAAAUUCUUCCAUCGCAUAGGGGGAAAAAUUUCGAUUUUUUUUGUAAUCAUAUGGUAAACAGAACCAUGGUGCAUAAAACAGCUUUCAGCAAUGGUUGGUUGAUUGUUGGUUUACAGUAUUUACAAUUUCAUAAAAAGCAUUCUUCAUGACUUCCAACCUUUUUUUCAAGGCAUGUUAGGUUCCAUCUUUGUAUAUAAUGUGGUCAUCAUGUUACCCCCAUUACUUUAUCACACAUUUAACUGUAUGGCAAGUAAAUAUUUAUACAGUUUCUGAACCAUUCAUUUUACUUGAUUUUUAUAAACUGUACUGUAUACUUGAUGCCUUGAUAUUAAACAUCUUCUGAAGUCUUAUGCUGUGACGUAUUUAUAUGAGCCGUUAUUUUCAAUGCUGUUAAAGAAUAGAUUAUGUGUUGCCUGAGCUAUUAUGCUGUACGUUGCUAAACUUGUAAAAUUAAUUAGUGAAGUGUCCAUUGAACGAGACGUCUUGUGUCCAAGUGUCUUCUGUUAUUGGACUUGAGACCCAUCAUGUUUUUCUCUUUGUCUCUAUCAUGUUUCCUUCUUUAUUUCCAUCAUUUUGUGUAUUUUUCAUUUAAACAGACAACCACAGCCUUUAAUGGUGAGUACAACCCCAUACUCUUCUAUAUAGUACCUUUCUUUGUGCUCUCACCGUGUAAAAGAUUUAACGUGAAGGUGUAAAAGAAAGUGCAGUAUAUACAAGGGGUUUACUGUGCUUCAUCUCUUCACUUCCUCUAUUAUUUAGCCUUUCAGUACAUUUUGUUUCUCAUUAACCUAUUUUUGGUGUUUAUGUUUUGAUGUUUGUAUUAUAAAUAAUCCAGGAAAUUGUGUGCGUAAUGGAUUUAUCAGGACUAGGUAGAUUUGACAUAACUUUGAGCAGUAGCUGUUACUAUCUCCCAUGCCAGACUGCCCACGAGCCACGGGUUUCUGUGUCUGGAAUUUUUCGAACAAACACAAUAUUUAAAUGAGUAACUUUUGUAUUGUCUCAGUUUUAUCGAGAUGAUGUGCUUGAUCCAAAUUGUUAUUCAUGAGUAAUUUUGUCAAGCGUGGUCAGAAUUUUCCUGCAUGACCAAACUGACUCAUCUUUGCUCUACUUUUUUAUACAAGCAUAUGUGUGAUAAUCCUUUAGAGAGGCAUUUAUGAAGCAGUAUUCUUAUUAUUUUUCUGUGAGGUUGUCUUUUGUUUGGUAAUUCUUGUUUUUUUUUUCUGAUGUAUAACCCAUAUAUUUUUACUUGAAUAUUGAUAAUGGGUUAAGGAGGCCCCACUCUUAAUAGCCCCGGGUGUUUGUAUGCCUUGACCUUACCUCACCGUAUGACAUACUGUACUGUAUAAUGUUGUAUACUCACACACACACACACACAUCCUCAAAACUAACUAAGGAACCUGUAUAAGUUGUAUGUUUAGAUUUAGUAAGUUUAAAAGCAAUUAUAAACAUAAAUGUAAAAAUAUGCCAAAUUACAGGAAAUAUAAUACAAAACAUAUAUUUUUUUAACAAGGAAAAGUGCAAGGAGAGAGACCACACAAGUUUCUUUGAUCAGAUUUCUUCAACGAGGAGUUCUCUUCUUCACACUGUAAUUUCUUAAUCCACCUUUGUGAUUAUGCUGUACUUAGGAGCCUAGUCAUGUACCGACACUUGUCUUCACACCUGCUAUCAAAGACAUAAUACCUUAAUGUUUAGUUUAAUUUAGUGUUUGUAUUGUUUUUAAAAUGAGCAUUAAAAAUAAGUAGAAACCGGCAUUACGGCGUAUGUGUUUUUUGUGUGUUGCCUCGGCUUAUUUCUCAGUUUUGUGUUAAGUGAAUCAAGGGGCAGAAAAGCCUAAAAAAUAGGAGAAUAAAUGCUAAAUAAGUGUACAAAGUAAUAAAGACAAAGACAGCAAGUGGAAAACACUCCACUCAAACACUUGCUCAUACACUUGAUGUACACAGUAUGUAGUGUACUCAGUGGCUCAGGUCUCCCUCAGACAUUCACUACACUCAUCACAACUCACUGUAUUUAUGAAGUAGAGUCGUCCGGCAUUAAAUAAUUAUGUGAUGGUAAAUGAAAAGCAAAAUACAUAAGGUGCAUCCCACUAGAACUGUGUUCCUCUCCUCUGUUCACCACUUACAAUAUAGAGUAAUUAUUGAUCUUGUUGUUAGACAUAUUAAUUUAAUUUGUUCAGACCAUUAUAAUGCAGGGUGGCUAGAAUCAGUUUUGUUGUAUAUGUCUGCUUCAACAACUAAGAUCUGUAAGCAUGUGCCUGUGUUCCAAGUUAGUUUAUGCGAUAUUAAUGAGUUAAAAGACUAGCAAAUGUAAAUAUUCCUGCUUAAUGGAAACAAGAGUAAAUACUGUAGUACUCUCAUCUUUUUUGGUAGAGAUGGUGGAUACAGGAAGGUUGGGUUAUGAGUCCCAGCCUUCCAGACUAGGAGGGGGACAAGUCAAGCUCUGUAUAUUGAUGUGUUGUCUCUCCUUCAGCACUGCACGACACAACACUUCAGAAAAUAAAUUCCAUGACAUUGUUUCUAAGUCUGAUAUAUAUAUUUAUAUAUAUAUAUAUAUAUAUAUAUAUAUAUAUAUAUAUAUAUAUAUAUAUAUAUAUAUAUAUAUAUAUAUAUAUAUAUAUAUAUAUAUAUAUAUAUAUAUAUAUAUAUAUAUAAUUUUUUUUUGAGAGUUGGAUUGAUUCAAAUUUUACCCACACUUGGCCAGUUAUAGAAUCUAUAAAAUGCUCUCCUAUCUCAAGUUUCUGUAAUUCUUAAGAUACUGUAUUGUUGAAUACUGUAUAUUAUACUGUAUUUCUAAAGUGUUAUACUAAAAUUUCCAUCUGUAUAUCUGCCUGUCCAUUCAGCUACCUAUCUCUCUAUCUCUUGGUUUAUCUGUCUAUGUAUCCACUUUGUUAUAUUCCUUACUAAAUGGAGUGAAACUUCCACUCACAACUGACCGUGGAAAUGUGAUAAAUAUUUCCCCAAUUAUGAUGUAGUUAUUUGUGUUAUUACCGGUUGUUGUUUGACAUAUAUAUUUUGUAGUACAGUAACAUAAACUCAUGAACUCUGAACCAUUUUUCACGCACUCAGAGAUCUGUCAGGACCAAAGGCAACCAUUUCUCAGUUUCUGUUACGUAUAAAUGUGGUCGUUUCUCAAGGCGUGUUCAGUUCACUAAACCUCUUCCACAGUAGUGCAAAGUCCAUCCUCGUGAGACAGUGCAAAGUCCAACCUUGUGAAUAAGCGUGAAGUCCAUUUUUUUUUGUGGGUCCUUGUAAAGUCCAGUUUCAAGAGCAUUUAUGACAGUCCACUUUGUGAGUCCUGGAGCAUAUGAGCAUCAUUUUACUGUUAACUUAAAGACUAUGACGGUUAUCAUUACAAAGGAAAUAAAAGUCUAACCUUAUGUGGAAAUUUAAUGAGAACGUAACAUUUUUGUGAUUAAAAUAUUUGGACUUUUUUUUUUUUUAAGUUUUCCAGGACAUGAUUUAAAGUGCUCAAAGAAUAGAGGACUGAUGAGUACAUUGUCACUCCAAUGUGUGUCGGCCUCCCACUUGGAAUGAUAUAAUCAGGGAUGUACUGUAUACAUUACAGUAUUUGUUUGGUGACAAUUGGUGUCUUUGCCACGAGUAGAUGAGCUUUGCAGUAGUUCUGGCGGCUUAUACUGUAUCACCUUGUGUUUUGGUAGAGGUUUGUCGGGUUGGAGAAACUGUGUAAAGUUAUUGUUUACUCUCCUUAACCUGACUCAUUCCAUAAGUUUAUUUUUGUUUCUGCUUUUUUUUUUUGGUCAGUAAUCAACAUUUUCUGAAUCAACAUAUACCUUGCCAGUGUUCUUAUAAUGCAGCUUGAAAGGUUAUGUAUAUGUAAACAUACAGGUAUAUAUAUAUAAAUUUAUAUACUAUAUAUAUACUGGACAGUAUAUAUAUUUGAGUAUAAGAAGUGUUGAGAAUUGAAACAUAAAACUGUUUACAGUUUCAAUACAUAACCACAAUGUGAUGUAUAUAUUUAUGUAUUGUUAAGUACUUUCUAUACAUUUAUUUCUUAUUCUUAAAAUGAAAAAGCAAAUUUAAUUAGCUUCAUUUAGUACUUGUCUUGUGAAAGACAUGUUUUGAAAUUAUUUAUCUGACAUGUAGAAUAAAAAUGCUUUCAAA
Homarus americanus (American lobster) is the source of this 9183-nucleotide messenger RNA. RefSeq names its product transmembrane protein adipocyte-associated 1 homolog. Gene Ontology annotation, molecular function: G protein-coupled receptor activity. Gene Ontology annotation, cellular component: plasma membrane. The record is from RefSeq and is a predicted model, not a curated record. Gene Ontology annotation, biological process: G protein-coupled receptor signaling pathway. Lineage: Eukaryota; Metazoa; Arthropoda; Malacostraca; Decapoda; Nephropidae. The transcript has 10 exons. The coding region runs from base 139 to 1488 and encodes 449 amino acids.